Molecule: messenger RNA, 532 nt
Organism: Trichobilharzia regenti
Lineage: Eukaryota; Metazoa; Platyhelminthes; Trematoda; Strigeidida; Schistosomatidae
Source: the annotation of a GenBank genome assembly
UACUACUACUACUACUACUACUAUUUGGUGUAAAUAGUCCAAUUCUAGAUUCAGGGGAGAGAUUACGACCGCUUCCUGUUGUAACUACUUGCUUACAAUAUUUUUAAAAAAACAAAACAAAACACAGCAAAGCAUUUUCGUGAUGUCUGUUUAUAAUUAUACAUUUACAUCAACAAUACUCUAUCAAUCUCUGGUGGUUUUGUACGAAAUAAUAUCAAAGGAUGUGUGUGUGUGUGUGUGUGAUGUGUACAUCAAUAUAGAUAUAGAUAUAUAUACAUUUACAGACACAAAAACACAUUUAAUACAUAUCGCCAUCGUCGUCAUCACCAGCAUUGUUAAGAUUUGUAUUUCUACCGCUGCUACUACUACUCUGUUGAUUCUUUAUUUGUUCUUGACUUUGAUACAACUCAUAAACCUGGAAUUUUUGUCGCGUUUUUUUUUAAAUGAAUAAAAAUUUUUAGAAAAUGUGUGAUUAGAAUAUGUGAAUGAAAUGCAUAUUACACUGAUAUUUUUUUUGUCUUUUAAAAAGAAG